CGACAGUCGACGACAGCACUCCGUGCGGUGACCCUGAACAUUACAGCACUCCUGCGAUCUCCGCAUACCAAACACAAAACAUAAGACGCCAUGGGGCAGAGCAUGUCAUGGAUUUCGAAUCUGCUUUUCUCCAAGAAGGAGAUCAGGAUAUUGAUUCUUGGACUCGACAAUGCUGGAAAGACCACGCUGCUCUACAGACUCAAGAUUGGAGAGGUAGUAACGACAAUCCCGACAAUCGGCUUCAACGUUGAAUCCGUCACGUACAAAAACUUGAACUUCAACGUCUGGGAUCUGGGCGGCCAAACCUCUAUCCGGCCGUACUGGCGGUGUUACUACGCCAACACGGCAGCAGUAAUCUUCGUUGUCGACAGCACCGAUAUCGAGCGUCUGCAGACCGCUGCCGAGGAGCUUGGUGCCAUGCUCAACGAGGAGGAGCUCAAGGAUGCUGCGCUGCUGGUCUUCGCGAACAAGCAAGACCAACCCGGGGCGAAAGGUGCUGGCGACAUUUCUGAAGCUCUGAGGUUAGGCGAAUUGAGAGACAGGAACUGGAGCAUAAUGGCGUGUUCCGCUGUUGAUGGCAGUGGUGUCACGGAAGGCAUGGACUGGCUUGUGCAAACCGUCAACCAGGAGUCAUAAGCUCGUCACCCGCCACGAGCAACCCCACCCACCAGCAGCCUUCACACAUUUGCGAUGCGAGUCAUGUCGCAAAGUGUGAGGAUUAGCUGCAUCAGCACACGACCGUUAUGCGCCAUAGUCAACAGGAGUGCGUUCCGGUUUUGUGAGCAGCGUCUAGACGGCCUCUGAUCAGCUAUUCGGCCCGGAUAGGCACCACAUAGCCAUUGCCUGACUGGGGGUGGCUGACACCAGGAACGCCAACGAUGCACAAGAACGAUACCCUUACAAACCAAGUUUUGAUCUCAAAACAUACGAUUCUGUUCUGUUGCUAGAAGAAUUCAACCCCUACACCAAUUUUAAUAC
Messenger RNA from Microdochium trichocladiopsis, 978 nucleotides. Its product is annotated as ADP-ribosylation factor family protein. Gene Ontology annotation, cellular component: Golgi apparatus; cytoplasm. Gene Ontology annotation, molecular function: GTP binding; GTPase activity. Gene Ontology annotation, biological process: intracellular protein transport; vesicle-mediated transport. The transcript has 4 exons. The coding region runs from base 91 to 636 and encodes 181 amino acids. NCBI's taxonomy places the organism in Eukaryota, Fungi, Ascomycota, Sordariomycetes, Xylariales, Microdochiaceae. The record is from RefSeq and is a predicted model, not a curated record.